AUGGACCUCGGAGAAUGUCUGAAGGUGCAUGACCUGGCAUUAAGGGCAGACUAUGAAAUAGCAUCCAAAGAUCAAGAUUUCUUCUUUGAACUUGAUGCAAUGGAUCACCUGCAGUCGUUUAUCGCAGACUGCGACAGAAGAACAGAAGUGGCUAAGAAAAGACUAGCAGAAACCCAAGAAGAGAUCAGUGCUGAAGUUGCAGCUAAAGCUGAAAGGGUUCAUGAAUUGAAUGAAGAAAUCGGGAAACUGCUGGCCAAAGUAGAACAGCUGGGAGCUGACGGGAAUGUGGAAGAAUCUCAAAAAGUAAUGGAUGAGGUGGAAAAGGCCCGAGUAAAGAAGAGAGAAGCGGAAGAAGUAUACAGGAAUUCUAUGCCUGCCUCCAGCUUUCAGCAGCAGAAGCUACGGGUCUGUGAAGUCUGUUCUGCUUAUCUUGGUCUUCAUGAUAAUGACCGAAGACUUGCUGACCACUUUGGAGGAAAACUACACUUAGGGUUUAUUGAAAUAAGAGAGAAGCUUGAGGAACUCAGGAGGGUUGUGGCUGAUAAGCAAAGGUCCAGAUCCCACAGCAAGCAUGCCAAAAGAUCUAGGUCCCGGGAACGUCGCAGGCAUCGGUCUCGCUCAGCCUCCCGGGAACGCAAGAGAAGAACCCGCUCCAAAUCACGUGAGAAGCGCCACCGCCACAGGUCUCGUUCCAACAGCCGCAGCCGGAGCCGCAGCCACCACAGAAGCAGGCAUAGCUCCAGGGAGAGGAGCCGAGAACGCAGCUCCAAAAAAAGAUCCUCGAAAGAAAGAUCGUCCAGAGACAAAGAACGUUCGAGAGAUCGUGAUAGAACAUCACGUGAUAAAGAUAGAAGCCCAAGAGAAAGGUCACCCCGAGAUUUCAAAGAUAAGAAACGUUCUUACGAAAGCGCUAAUGGCCGAUCAGAAGACCCGAGGAGCUCAGAAGAGCGUGAAGCAGGGGAAAUAUAACUGGCUGUAUAUUCACCUGAUCUCUAGCUUCCUAUGGAGUUGCAUACUAUGGUUUAGUUUACAGUUGUUCAAAGGGAUACCAGUGAGAAGUUCCAGACACUGAUCCAACUAGGAUAGAUGUACAGUAUAUAAAAGUGGUUAUAAGCAAGUCAGAAUUAAAUCCCCUCGGUAAAUGAUGCCUAAAGCUGGGUCCUGGACUUCCGCUAAGUUGUAAAACUUUUCAGAAAGAUUUCUCUUUAUUCAGGACAACAGUCUUAUGUACCAAGAUGCAGAUCUCAAUGUUUUUAAUCUCCUUUCCAAUACAUGUUAGUGAACAAAUUAUAUUGUAUUACUUGCCUUGGGUGCUUUUGAACCUUUAUAAAUUCUCCAAUUCUGCUCCAGUCAAAACAGCAGCAUAGAAAGGUUGUAUCUGGGGGGAAUUUUUGGUUUGCUUUUUUUGUAAGAGGGUGGGUGGAUGGAUAUUAACUUUUAAGAUUUUGUUCCCAGAGAUUUUUGUUUGGGAACCUAGGAGUUGAUUACAGUGGGAGCAUUUAGACAGGAAUGUGUGCUGGAGGAAGCUAAAAUGUCUUUUUACAGUGCCUAUUUAGACUUGGAAAUUGAACAACUGUUGCAUUACAUCCUUUUUUUUAUUUCUACUUAAAUUUUGAAAUCAAAGCCAGUCCCAUAUCUGUACCAUUUGAUUGGUAUGUGUUCAAUAUAUUUGUUUUUUUUCC
This is a messenger RNA of Tinamus guttatus (white-throated tinamou), 1682 nucleotides long. NCBI's taxonomy places the organism in Eukaryota, Metazoa, Chordata, Aves, Tinamiformes, Tinamidae. The record is from RefSeq and is a predicted model, not a curated record.